Daldinia childiae is the source of this 1212-nucleotide messenger RNA. RefSeq lists its product as uncharacterized. Gene Ontology annotation, molecular function: dioxygenase activity. The transcript is spliced from 2 exons. The record is from RefSeq and is a predicted model, not a curated record. NCBI's taxonomy places the organism in Eukaryota, Fungi, Ascomycota, Sordariomycetes, Xylariales, Hypoxylaceae. Bases 1 to 1212 code for a protein of 403 amino acids.
AUGUCAUUCACUUCCAUCCCCAUCUUAGAUCUAGCCCUCUCUAGGGAUGCGCAGACAAAACCGCAGUUUCUAGCCGACCUACGACAUGCCUUAAUGGAGGUUGGUUUUCUAUAUCUUAAAAACGUCGGUAUUCCGAACGAGCUCUGGCAACAAGUCAUAUCGGAAGGAAAGGCGUUUUUCGACAUACCAAAGGAAGAAAAGCUUAAGAUCGAGAUGAAGAACGCGCCGUCAUUCCUGGGCUACUCGCAGCUCUCGGCCGAGAUUACAGCCGGCAAGAUAGACCAUAGGGAACAGAUCGACCUGUCUACAGAACAUCCUAUCCCGAAGUCCGACGCGCCGCUAUAUGAGAAUUUACUCGCGCCUAAUCAAUGGCCCUCGCAAGAGGUAUUGCCCAACUUCCGCGCAGUCUACACUGACUACAUAAGACGCAUGGGCACUAUCUCGAUAGAAUUCACAUCCCUGAUCGCAGAGGCCAUCGAGCUACCUUCCGAUGCGUUUAACCGGUAUUUCGAUCCGGAUCAGCAGCACAAGUUGAAGAUCGUUAAAUAUCCCGAUGUAUCCGAAUUAGGGCUGGGUGAUGGUGUUGAAGGCCAAGGAGUUGGUCCGCAUAAGGAUAGUAUGUUGACAAGUUAUCUAUUGCAAGCAAGCAACCAUAGGGGAUUGCAGGUCCAAAAUAUGCAAGGUAAAUGGAUCGACUGCCCACCGAUCGACGGCACAUUAGUAGUGGCUAUCGGACAAGGCUUAGAGGCCCUGACACAAGGAGUUUGCGCGUCGACAACCCAUAGGGUCCUGUCACCUGAGGCGGGUAAGGGUGCGAGAUUCUCGAUCCCAUUCUUCCAGGGCGUCCGAGCCUCUACGACGUUCGAGGAGCUGGACGAGGUCGGCGUCGGGCAAGUGCCAGAGGGGAUCAAGCAGCGGCGGCAGAAAGUACUGGAAGCGAAUGGGGGUAGGCUUGAUGAUGUCGAGUUUACCUUUAGGAAGGGCGGUGUAGCAUCGACGCUGGGCGAGGCAACACUAAGAAAUAGAGUCAAGAGUCACCCAGAUGUGGGGGAGAGAUGGUAUCCGGACAUCUUGAAAGACAUACGAGAGCAGCAGGCCAAAGAGGCGGCUCAGAAGCAAGAGGCGCAAGGAACGUCGAACAAUGCCAACACCCCUGCGAGCGGAGGGGUUGUAGAUAUCAACACCCAGGCGCAAGCAGUGGAAGCACACUAA